Molecule: messenger RNA, 2834 nt
Organism: Onychostoma macrolepis
Lineage: Eukaryota; Metazoa; Chordata; Actinopteri; Cypriniformes; Cyprinidae
Gene: trmt44
Product: tRNA methyltransferase 44 homolog
Exons: 11
Coding region: 185-2086 (633 amino acids)
Biological process (GO): tRNA methylation
Molecular function (GO): metal ion binding; tRNA (uridine) methyltransferase activity
Source: RefSeq, a predicted model, not a curated record
UUUAACCACAGAAGGAGAAGGAGAAGACUUGUGGGGGCAGUAUGUACUAUGCACCUUAACGUUGGCCUGUAACCGCCAGAAAACUAAAAAGAAGAAGAAGAAUAGUUGUGCUUGUGGUUUGUAGUGGACGGUACUCUGGUAAUAACGUUCUACUGUUUUUAUAUAUUUUACUGAGGUCGAAAGAAUGUCGCAGCCUUCUGAAAUAAACAUGACAGACAUGCGCAGCGCAGAUAGCCUGUGGCCCGCUGCUGACGUCUGGAUCAAGAAGCCACAUGUAGUAAAUAAGAGACUGUGUGGCGUAACAGAGACGGAGUACAGGGACGUGGACACUGCGGAAUUAAUUCAGGUUUUAUCUCCUCUUCUGGGGACCAGUAUUAAGAUUGCUGAUAUUUCUAUGUUUCUUCACACUGAUAUUGUGGAUAAGGAGCAUGAAACUGCAGGACGCUGGUGUGUUGGAGUCAGAACUCUUAUUCCCAAAGUGAACAAGACAGGAGAGUGUCUAUACAAAGAGGUUAUCAUAAAAGAUAUUGUUGGGCAUGCAGUGACAUUUAUCCCUUUUGAAGAGACCGAUGUGGGACAGACUAUUGUCAAGAGCAGUAACAUUUAUCAAAUCCAGCUGCAGUUAAAGCCAGAGGAAUGGAUGUUGUCUCUUCACGCUCUGACGCCUGAGCAGUGGUGCAGUGAUGGAGUAGCUUACCCUAAAUUCUCGUGGCUCUGUACUAAACUGUUGCCUAAACUAUCACGCUGGGCUCUGGAGAGCAAGACCAGUGAGUUUAAGAGCACCCUUUCUCUCAUACCUGUGGAGAAAUACGGUAUCCUCUACCAGCAGCUGAAAGAAAAAUACAAAGAGUUAGUAAAGGUCUGGCCUGAAGUUACUGAUCCAGAGAAGUUUGUGUUUGAAGAUGUUGCCAUUGCUACAUAUUUGUUGAUCUUAUGGGGUGAAGAGCGUGCUGAAAAUGGAACAACAACCAAACAGUCCUUUGUGGAUCUUGGCUGUGGAAAUGGCCUCCUGGUUCACAUAUUAAACAAUGAAGGGCAUCCUGGAAAGGGCAUGGACAUUCGCAAAAGAAAGAUCUGGGACAUGUAUGGGCCUGGUACUCAUCUAGAGGAAAAGGCCAUCACACCCAGCAAUGACUUCCUCUUCCCCACCACGGACUGGCUGAUUGGAAACCACUCAGAUGAGCUUACACCAUGGAUCCCUGUAAUAGCAGCCAGAUCAUCUUACUCGUGCCGUUACUUCGUGCUUCCCUGCUGCUUUUUUGACUUCUGUGGGAAGUACCAGCGCCGACAAUGUAAGAAGUCUCAGUAUAAGGAGUACAUCGACUUCAUCUCUGAUGUCAGCACAGUGUGUGGCUUCUACACAGAGGAGGACUGUCUGAGGAUACCCUCUACCAAACGUGUAUGCAUAAUAGGCAAAGGAAGGAAAUACAGAGAGGCCGAAGAGGCCCUGGUAGAGAAGCACCGAAGUGAUUAUAUCAGGAGGCGUGAGGCUUUAUUCAUAAACUCAGGGGUCAGUAUGAAUGUCAAUCAAAGUGGCCAUUAUAGAUCUAAUCACAAUGACGAUGGACAGAAUAUUUCAACCCCUGCGAAUGACUGGGUGAACGGCUUCCAACCAAGAGAAAAGACAGAGACAAUUAGGAACUGCACAGCCCUUCCGAGGGAUUUGGUGAAUGAAGUGGUUCUAAGGGUAGCAAAGGCCUUGCUGAGUCUGACUGAGAGUAACACGGAGAGCAGCAAUUGUGGUGAUGCUUGGAACACAGGAGGCAGUUUGUUGAUUAGUGAAGUAGUCAACCUCCUCGACCAGUCUUCUCUGCAAGCACUAAAGAAAGAGUGUGGUGGUCUCCAGACUCUACUGAAAAACAACUACCAGGUGUUCAGAGUGGAGGGUGGAAGUGUCUUUAUUCGGGACUGGAGGACGCAUACACCGGCACAACGCUCUCGAGUGAGAUCCAAGCGCAAAGCCCCUCCCACAGGUGCCCUGAAGACCCGGCUUUGCUGGUUCCACAUACACCAUCCCCACGGAUGCCCUCUGCCCCGUGAGCACUGUGCCUUUGCUCAUGGAGAGACUGACUUCAAAAACACCUGAAGAUGAUUCAGACAUGAACAGUAGCUUGUUUUGGAAGAAGAACAUUUAGAAAAAGAAAAACACUCAAACAUAUUUUAGUUGAAUUUUUAAUUAUCCCAGGUUCUUAGACAUUAGGUUUAUUUUUUAUUUAUGAAAGUAACUGAAUUUAUUUCUGUUGUAUAAGAAACAUGAAAAAAUUAAUCAUGUCCAACUGUGUCCAGAUUUUAUUGUACAAAAAAAUGUAAAAUGUGUGUAAUGGGAUGCAUCGAUGUUUGGCAGGAAAUCGCCCCACUGGAGCGUGAAGAGGCUUGUGUUGGGAGAGGCAUAUGGUGUGUAAAUGUUAGGAGCAUGAAUAAUUUGGAGGGAAGAGUGGGGGGGAUGGACCAUCUGUGGGUCACUGCCCCUCUGCUCAAAUGUCAUCAGACAGGAUGUUCCUCUUAUGGGGGUCACUUGAGGUCAGGGUCUCAUCAUGGAUGCACAUUAAUAAGUAAACAAACAUUAGAUUAGGUCACAGUCACACAUCAAUUUAUGAACUGAUGAAAUAGUGUCUUCACUAUAUGAAAAUAGUGAUCACUCUUUUGUUUUGAAUUUUUUUCAUAAACUACCAUUCAAAAAUUUGAGGUCAGUAAUUUUUUGAAAGAAAUUAAUACUUUUAUUCAGCAAAGAUUUAUCAAUAAAUAAAUGCUGUUUUUUUUUGUUUUUUUGUUAUAUAUUGAUUCUGAAAUAAAAAAAAUUCUAGUUUCCACAAAAAUGUUAAGCAGCUCUGUUG